CCAUGAGACUCUCAGCUUGCACAGCGCUUGUUUUCCUUUUGAUUCAAGGAACAUUGAGAGCGUGCACAGUGAAGAAACUGGGCAGCAGCACAGGACGAUUUGCCAAUGCCACCUUAGUGCGCCUGUCAGAUUUUCUGAGUGCAGGGUAUAAGAAAGGAGUGAGACCUGUGAAAGACUGGAGAACAUCCACUAUAGUGGCCAUAGACCUGAUGGUUUACUCUAUUCUCAGUGUGGAUGAGAAGAACCAAGUUUUGACAACAUAUGUGUGGUACAGACAGUCAUGGAAGGAUGAGUUCCUGGUCUGGAACCCAGAAGACUUUGAUGAAGUCAAACAAGUUUCCAUACCCACAGCUAAUGUGUGGGUGCCCGACAUCCUCAUCAAUGAGUUUGUAGAUGUGGGAAAGUCUCCAGACAUUCCUUAUGUCUAUGUGACACAUGAAGGACUGGUGCGCAACUACAAGCCUAUCCAGGUUGUCACAGCCUGUACACUCAAUAUCUACAACUUCCCAUUUGAUGUUCAGAAAUGCAGUCUCACCUUCCAGAGCUGGCUUCAUACCAUUGAUGACAUCAAUAUCACCCUGAUGCGAAGCCCCGAGGAGCUCAGUGAGGACAAGAGUGUCUUUAUGAACCAAGGAGAGUGGGAGCUGCUUCAUAUACUGUCCAAGUACAAGAUCUUCAGUGUGGACAAUGAUGACUACUAUGCUGAGAUGAAGUUCCAUGUGGUGAUCCGGCGGCGGCCUUUGUUCUACACUGUGAACCUGCUGAUGCCCAGUAUCUUCUUGAUGGUGAUGGACAUUGUGGGUUUCUAUCUGCCACCAGACAGUGGAGAGAGGGUUUCCUUCAAGAUCACUUUGCUGCUGGGCUAUUCCGUCUUCCUCAUCAUUGUAUCUGACACUCUGCCAGCCACCGCCAUAGGAACCCCACUGAUAGGUGUGUACUUUGUGGUUUGCAUGGCCCUCCUGGUGAUCAGCCUUACAGAAACUGUGCUGAUUGUACGUUUGGUCCACAAGCAAGACCUGCAGCCCCCUGUACCCCACUGGGUAAAGUACCUUGUGCUGGAGAGAGCUCCAGUCCUCUUCUGCAUCCACAAGAAUCAUCGCUUCUGCUCUAGACUGUCCUCCCAGGCGUCUGACCUGGAGAACUACAAGGACAGCAGCUAUGGGACUGCCCCAUGCACCCUCCAUCCCACCUGUGAUCGAGUUCGAAGGCUCAGUCAGCAUGACAGAGAAGGUGGGUUGCUUGGACUUGGCCUGCCUCCCUCCAGGGACCCCACCCCACCCGUCAUGGACAACAUCCUGCAGGAAGUGACAGCAAUACGCCACUUUCUGGAGAAGAGGGACAGGUGCCGGGAAGUUGCUAAGGAGUGGCUGCAAGUUGGCUAUGUGCUGGAUGUACUGCUCUUUAGAGUUUACUUAGUGGCCAUGGUGGCCUACAGUAUCACACUGGGGACCCUGUGGUCAGUGUGGCAGGUUGCCUGAAUCUUAUUACUUCACUGAUGUGGAAACAAACUCAGCGAAUAGAGCGUAGACUUUACAAGACCGGAGCUGGUGGCUCUAUGCCCUGUGUAGCUCGGCGGAUACUGGGAGGCACUCAUAAAGUAAUCGGACAGGGAAAUGGUUCCUAUAAUUGGAACCUACUGUAUGUACAUUUAAAGGUUAAGUGACCGAAUGGGUUUGCUAUUACAGUACUUGGAAUACUAAAACAAUGUUCAUCACUUUAAAUACAAUAAUAUCUCAGUGUAAGAAUCUAAAUUGGUCAAACCUUAACAAGCUGUUACAAUAAAGGUCAAACCUGAGGAAACAAAAUGUGGGGACAUCCCACACUGAAGGUAUAGUAAAGAAUUAGAGGCGAGCUAGUGACCAGUAGCACAUCUGUUAACUGUUUUUAU
Monopterus albus (swamp eel) is the source of this 1888-nucleotide messenger RNA. It is a transcript of the gene htr3a, whose product is annotated as 5-hydroxytryptamine (serotonin) receptor 3A. Gene Ontology annotation, molecular function: transmembrane signaling receptor activity; extracellular ligand-gated monoatomic ion channel activity. Gene Ontology annotation, biological process: monoatomic ion transmembrane transport. NCBI's taxonomy places the organism in Eukaryota, Metazoa, Chordata, Actinopteri, Synbranchiformes, Synbranchidae. Gene Ontology annotation, cellular component: postsynaptic membrane. Bases 3 to 1478 code for a protein of 491 amino acids. The record is from RefSeq and is a predicted model, not a curated record. The transcript is spliced from 9 exons.